This is a messenger RNA of Scedosporium apiospermum, 402 nucleotides long. RefSeq lists its product as uncharacterized. The record is from RefSeq and is a predicted model, not a curated record. Lineage: Eukaryota; Fungi; Ascomycota; Sordariomycetes; Microascales; Microascaceae. The transcript is spliced from 2 exons. The coding region runs from base 1 to 402 and encodes 133 amino acids. Gene Ontology annotation, molecular function: GTP binding.
AUGCAGGAUAUUUUUAGUAAAAUUGAGUGGCGGAAAACAUGGAAACUCGGAUCAAGCCACGACGCCCCGGAACUCACGGAAAGAUCAAUCCUUGUUGCAGUUAUGGGCAUGACGGGAGCAGGAAAGACAACCUUUAUCAACAAGGUCACUGGUGCGAAUAUGGAGAUUGGACAUGGCUUGAAGUCUUGCACAAAAGAACCCGAGAUAUCGAGUAUUCGAAUUAACGGACAGGACCUACAUCUCAUCGACACACCCGGUUUCGAUGACACCGAAAUGAAAGACUCGGACAUUCUCCUUCAGAUUGCCGAGUAUCUUAACACGGAUGUUCGUCUCUCGGGCAUCUUAUAUCUCCACCCCAUCACCACGCGCCGCGUGGGUGGAGCGGCCACACGAAACUUGUAG